This is a messenger RNA of Diorhabda sublineata, 567 nucleotides long. Its product is annotated as plasminogen-like. NCBI's taxonomy places the organism in Eukaryota, Metazoa, Arthropoda, Insecta, Coleoptera, Chrysomelidae. The record is from RefSeq and is a predicted model, not a curated record. Gene Ontology annotation, biological process: proteolysis. The transcript is spliced from 4 exons. The coding region runs from base 1 to 567 and encodes 188 amino acids. Gene Ontology annotation, molecular function: serine-type endopeptidase activity.
AUGAUUAUAGUCACGAUAAGAUUUUAUAAACCUAGAUUAGGAGAAUUUCCAUUCCAAGCAAGUUUAAUGCUUCGUAGAAAUAAAACAACCACCACUUUUUGCGGAGGAAGCUUAAUACAUAUCGAAUGGAUUCUAACUGCUGCUCAUUGUUUGGAAAAUGAUGGUCAGCCAUUACCUGUGUACGUAGAGAGUUAUUCAGUAGAAAAGCUUCUAUAUUCAUUAUUAUCAUUUGUUUCCAAUAAUGAUUAUCAUCAACCAGAAACAUUGAGGAAAGCCAUCCUCCACAUUGAUUUCCCGAACAAAUACUUCAUGAAUUCAGCAAAAUCCAAUGAAAUUUGUUGCAGCUCUACUAUCUCCGAAGGAAAAGCGUGUAAAGGAGAUAGUGGAGGACCACUUACGAUAAUAAGAAACCGAAAAUAUCUUCAAGUUGGUAUCACCAGUCAUUUAUCGAUUUUACCCCUCUGCAAAAUAUCUUUCAACAAUUCCAUUUAUACAAGAGUGUCGGCUUACAUCAACUGGAUUUCCAAAGUUACUGGUAUGGAUUUCACAAAAUUCAAUCAGAAUUAG